This is a messenger RNA of Syngnathoides biaculeatus (alligator pipefish), 547 nucleotides long. RefSeq names its product chemokine (C-C motif) ligand 27a (gene ccl27a). Lineage: Eukaryota; Metazoa; Chordata; Actinopteri; Syngnathiformes; Syngnathidae. Gene Ontology annotation, cellular component: extracellular region. Gene Ontology annotation, biological process: immune response. Gene Ontology annotation, molecular function: chemokine activity. The record is from RefSeq and is a predicted model, not a curated record. The transcript is spliced from 3 exons. Bases 6 to 299 code for a protein of 97 amino acids.
CCGUCAUGGACCCGAAAGUGCUUGUGGCCACUUUGUGCCUCGUGGCUUUGGCCGUCGACUCGACCGAAGGUGGCAUCAGCAAAUGCUGCAUUAAAACCAGAAAGCUUGUCCCCAAACCAGUCCUGAUGAAGGCCCAGACCUGGCACACGCAGCGCAGCACCGAGGCCUGUGACAUCGACGCUCUCGUCAUCUACGUGGGGGCCCGGAAGAAGCCCAUUUGCGCUCAUCCCGGCGUGGAGAAAGAUCUGAACAGGGUUCAGACCGUCAAGAUGAGGAUGAGGCCGGGAAAAACCCGUUGACACCUGGGGAAAACCUUCUCAACGUGGCUUUCUUGACUCGGGGGGGAGACGGCGGAGGAAAUGUUGCUUUUGUUGGCGCAUUCCUAUUCGUGACUGGUCCUGCUGCCGAAAUAGCCCCCGGCUCGGGCCACUCGCUUGGCUUGUUUUUGCGUGCAUGACGCCAAAUAUUGUCCGCGCUGCUGUAAUGUUGUGCGCUAUAAUAGGGACGCGGCGUGGAAAUUGAUUUGUACGGCGUGUUUCAUAGGGGG